Messenger RNA from Dentiscutata heterogama, 1782 nucleotides. The record is from the annotation of a GenBank genome assembly. NCBI's taxonomy places the organism in Eukaryota, Fungi, Glomeromycota, Glomeromycetes, Diversisporales, Gigasporaceae.
AUGAUUUAUCGACAUCUUUCUCGAUUUAUUACUUCAAUUUCUUCUCAUGCACCGCUUCGUGGUUUAUCGACUACAUCUUUUUUGCGGCAUGCCUCAGUUACUGAUCAAGAGGUCGAUCCACGCUUAGUUGCUGAUAGGUUCGAAGAAGAAACUGACAUUGUGAUAGUUGGCGCAGGUCCUGCAGGCUUAUCAGCCGCCAUUCGUCUGAAGCAACUUGCAAGCCAUGAAGGAAAAGAGAUCAGGGUGGUUGUAAUUGAAAAAGCGGGUGAAAUAGGUGCACAUACACUUUCGGGUGCUGUUCUUGAGCCGCGAGCUCUUAAUGAACUUAUUCCUGACUGGAAAGACCGAAGUGCUCCCCUUAAUCAACCGGCCCUUAAAGAUUCUUUGCGAUUAUUAACUGAGAAAGGUUCUUACCCUCUUCCUCAUUUAUCUCAAAUGUCUAACAAGGGUAACUACAUAGUCAGCUUGAACAAUUUUGUGAAAUGGUUGGGUAAACAAGCUGAAGAUGCCGAAGUCGAAAUAUAUCCAGGCUUUGCCGCAAGUGAGGUUUUAUAUAACGAUGAUGGUAGUGUAUGUGGCAUUGCUACAAAUGACAUGGGCCUUGAUAAAAAUUUUAAGCCAAAAGAUACUUUUGAGCGCGGUAUGAACUUCAAAGCUAAAGUUACUCUUUUUGCCGAGGGAUGUCAUGGGUCACUUACCAAGACGUUGAUAAAAAAGUUCAAUCUUCGUGAAGGCCGACAACCUCAAACAUACGGGAUUGGCAUCAAAGAAGUAUGGGAAAUUGUUCCAGAAAAACACUUGCCUGGUUUUGUUUUUCAUUCAUUGGGUUAUCCAAUGGAUUCCAAAACGUACGGGGGUGGCUUCAUGUAUCACAUGGAGAAUAAUAUUGUGCAAUUAGGGUUUGUUAUUGCUUUGGAUUAUCAAAAUCCCUAUUUAAAUCCAUAUAAAGAAUUUCAGAAAUACAAGUUACAUCCGUAUAUUAAGAAAUUCCUAGAAGGAGGUAAAUGCAUUUCAUAUGGUGCACGAGCACUUAAUGAAGGUGGAUAUCAGUCGAUUCCUAAGUUGGUAUUCCCGGGCGGAGCUCUUAUUGGUUGCACUGCUGGAUUUAUAAAUGUUCCAAAAAUCAAAGGAACACACACAGCAAUGAAAUCUGGAAUGCUUGCCGCAGAAGCUGCAUAUGACGCUAUUACAUCUAACAAAUCCGCAUCUGGACCUAUAAACCUUACUACUUACGAAAAGUCCAUUGAAGAUUCCUGGGUAUAUAAAGAAUUAUAUCAAGUUAGAAACAUUAGACCGUCAUUCAAUAACCCAUUAGGAUUGUGGGGUUGUCUUUUAUAUUCUGGCCUUGAUAUGAUGUUUUUAAAAGGCCGUGUCCCAUGGACAUUCAAACACCAUUUAGAUUACGCUUCUCUGAAGCCUGCCAAGGAAUGUAAACCAAUAGAAUAUCCUAAACCAGAUGGUGUGAUAACAUUUGACCUUCUUGAGAGUGUUUCUCGAAGUGGAACAAAUCAUGCCGAAAAUCAGCCUGUACAUCUAAGAGUAAGGGAUAAAACAAUACCAGUUGAAAGAAAUUUGAAAAUAUUUGGUGGUCCGGAAUCAAGAUUUUGUCCAGCCGGUGUUUAUGAAUUUGUCGAUGAUGAAACUAAUCCGGGUGAAAAGCGCCUGCAAAUUAAUUCACAAAAUUGUGUGCAUUGUAAAACAUGCGACAUUAAAGACGUUUCUCAAAAUAUUGAUUGGGUCACACCUGAAGGUGGAAAUGGUCCAAAAUAUGUUCUUACCUAA